GUGUACUUCCGGUGUUGUUAUUAUUAUCUGUGGUUAUUAUCAAUGCGAACCAAUAUAGCCACUGAGUAGUAGCUUGAACACCUAACAGCGGCUUCGUCUGAAUAUUGUCAUUAAAAAAACAAGCGCAAAAUAAAGAAGCGGAAUUCCUAAUGGUGACACAACACUACGAUGAAGUCGCUGCUAAACAGACCGAAGAGAGGUGGUCAAAAACAACUCGAUGUGCUCGUAGUCAAGACUGAAACUGGACCGGGGCUGGACGGUGAGGCGGAGGACGGCUGCGGUCAGGUUUACACGAACGGACACGGUUUGAGGGUCCGAAUCAAAGAGGAGCCACACGCGCAGGAGAUCUGCGACGAGCCCGGUGCGGACACCAAGCCGGACACUGCGGCGUCCUGGUCAGACGAUCACCAGCAGCAGGGACACGUGAAGGACGAGUGCGACUCUCACCAUCAACCCAAAUGUGAACCCGGCUGUGCUGCCGUCAAGGAGGAGGCCCAGUCGUGGAUCAAAGAGGACGGGGGCGGUGAAGAGGAGGAAGUGGAUGCAGGGAACAGCCAUGAACAUUAUGAGGGGGGAGAGGGGGUCUGCGCAGAUACAUCAUCAUCUGAGUUCUUUCCCUGUCCUCACUGCACCGUCUCCUUUACUGACUUGGAAUUCUUGGAGAAGCAUGUCAAGUGGGUCCAUCAGAAACAGUAUCUGGACAAACUGAAACAAUGCUUCUCAAGCCACACACUAAACUUAAUUCCCAAACACCGGUGCACUGUCUGCAGCAGCACCUUUAACUCUAAGGUUAAACUUAGGGUACACGUCGGUGAAGCUCAUCCUUCGGCCCCUCCACGCAGGCUCCACCCCUGCCCAACCUGUGCACGCAGCUUCCAGUACCUGAAGAAUCUGAAGAACCACUGUCAGCGCUGGCACAACAUGUCUGUGGUUACCAGAGGAGGGCACCUCAGCUGCGCUGACUGUGGGAAGAGUUUCAAAGCUACCUGGGGCCAAGGACCUCAUUUGUGUAAUGAACCAGUGAACGCAGAACCCGAGGACAAGCCGAUCUGCCUGGACACUGGUGUGCAGUGUCAGGAAUGUGGCAAGAAGUUGCGCACACCUCAAAGUCUGGAGGAUCACAUGCGCACACACACAGGUGCCCGGCCAUUUGUCUGCAGGGAUUGUGGCAGGAGGUUUGUGGAGCGCAGCGGCUGGCGGCAACACAUGAAAAUACACACGGGGGAGAAGCUGUUCAAAUGUCAGGUGUGCGGGAAAGCCUUUUUAAGGUCACACCACCUCAAGUGCCACUUAACGACACACUCUGGCAAGAAGGAAUACUCUUGCUCUGAGUGUGGGAAGGAGUUUGGAUUCAAGUCCAGUCUUGAUCUCCACCUGAGGACACAUUCCAGCGAGAGACCCUUCCACUGCAAUGUGUGUGGGAAGAACUUCAACACCCAGCGAAAUCUGCGGGUCCACACCAAACUCCACACCAAUGAGAAAGCACACCAGUGCGGCGACUGUGGGCUGAAGAUCGGAGAUCUCGGGGCUUUGAAAAUACACCUGCGGACGCACACUGGAGAGAGGCCCUACCACUGUACAGUCUGCGGAAAUAGGUUCAUUCGCCUUGCACAUUUGCGAAACCACCAACGCACCCACACCGGCGAAAGACCCUACAAAUGCACCGAAUGCGACAAGAGCUUCACUCAGUCCGGGGACCUGGUGAAGCAUAAACGGAUACACUCUGGGGAAAAGCCCUUUGAAUGCCCCGACUGCCACCGCCGUUACACUUCCUCUGGUGAUCUGGGCAAGCACAGGAGGAGUCACACUAACCUGCGUCCCUACACGUGUCAAGAGUGUGGAAAAAGCUUUCGCUUGUCAGGCCAUUUGAAAACUCACAUGUUAACUCACACAGGGGAGAAACCGUAUUCCUGCCCCAAUUGCCUGCGCAGGUUUGCUCGCUCUCACCAUCUUUCUGGACACGUGGCUAAAUGUCGCUGAGGCUUUUUUUGAGAAGACUGUAAAUAAGCUAGUCCUGAUUUAAUCUUGUUACUGUGGGAGCUGUAUAGAGAGACGAUGAUGAAGGUGUUCAAGUACGUAAUCAUGUUUGUCGAUAAUUAUUUAUAUGAAGUUUCUGUAACCCUUGACUGAGAUGACUGUUGUAACUUAUUUAAAACACACGACUUGUGUCUGUUAUUGCAUGCAACUUUUAGCACAAUAGCACAAUCCCCGGUCUUGUUUGAUUAUUAUUUUUAAGCAUUAGACUGGCUGUGCAAGACACUAAUAUAAUGAAAGUUUGAGGACAAGGUAUGAGGCUAAGCUCAGUUGAACAUGCAGAUAGUUCGAUGCUGUAUUAACUGUAGAAAAUAAUAAAUUAUUUGAUGAAUGCAUGAA
Messenger RNA from Scophthalmus maximus (turbot), 2373 nucleotides. RefSeq names its product gastrula zinc finger protein XlCGF57.1. Gene Ontology annotation, molecular function: RNA polymerase II cis-regulatory region sequence-specific DNA binding; DNA-binding transcription activator activity, RNA polymerase II-specific. The transcript is spliced from 3 exons. Gene Ontology annotation, cellular component: nucleus. Lineage: Eukaryota; Metazoa; Chordata; Actinopteri; Pleuronectiformes; Scophthalmidae. Gene Ontology annotation, biological process: regulation of transcription by RNA polymerase II. The record is from RefSeq and is a predicted model, not a curated record. The coding region runs from base 169 to 1980 and encodes 603 amino acids.